Schistosoma intercalatum is the source of this 351-nucleotide messenger RNA. The record is from the annotation of a GenBank genome assembly. NCBI's taxonomy places the organism in Eukaryota, Metazoa, Platyhelminthes, Trematoda, Strigeidida, Schistosomatidae.
AUGGUUAAUCUAUCGACAGCGAAUUAUUUAUUAAUUGGUUUAAUACUGUCAUAUAUGGAACUAAACAGAUGUUUUGUACUCCAAGCUCCAUUGAAAUUCGAUGAUCAUGGCAAUCGAAAAAUCAAAGUUGGACACGAAAAGUAUAGUUUAGAUUCAAAAAAUCACCUGAAAAUUCGAAUUCAAGACUGUAAACUUAGUAUGGAUUUCACUCCAGCUAAUAAAACUGAGAUCUCCAUGAAAAAAGGUGUUCGUAAAGUUACCAUUACUAUGACAGCCAAUUUUCUGACAAAUUUUCCCCAUGUCAAUUCAAUAAGUAGUUAUAAUGUUUUAUCCGAUUCUACGCGAUCUUAA